Messenger RNA from Prunus mume (Japanese apricot), 914 nucleotides. It is a transcript of the gene AGD11, whose product is annotated as ARF-GAP domain 11. Gene Ontology annotation, molecular function: calcium ion binding. The record is from RefSeq and is a predicted model, not a curated record. Lineage: Eukaryota; Viridiplantae; Streptophyta; Magnoliopsida; Rosales; Rosaceae.
GGAAAAAAUCCACAAAACCAACGCUCAAACGUGUUGGAUGGUUUCUGGUUCUCCCUGAGAUAAACUUUUUGGCCCCUAUCGUUUUUUCACCUCCAUUUUCCUCAACAACUCCAAACAACUUCCACCACCCGUUGUCAGUUUAGUAAUAGCCGACUUUCUCAACCAUAUCGCUUUCAGGGUUUUCCGUAUCUCGUUGCAACCCUUCUUUCAAAUCUCCACAAUCUUCAUCAAAGCCUCAACUUUUCCUUGAGAGCGUCACAUUUGGUCAUCUGGGUUUUGUUGCUGUUGCUCAAUUUCUCAACCUCUGAUCAGAUUUUACAUUUUGGCAAUUAGUUUCUCAAUUUCUGAGAGUGUUUGAUGGACAACAGGGCAGAGGUAAAACGAGUUUUUCAGAUGUUUGAUCGAAACGGAGACGGGAAGAUCACCAAGAAGGAGCUCAGGGACUCUUUAGAGAACCUGGGGAUCUACAUUCCUGACAAGGACUUGAUCCAGAUUAUCGAAAAAAUCGACGUGAACGGGGAUGGGUUCGUGGAUAUCGACGAGUUCGGGGCGUUGUACCAGACGAUCAUGGACGAGAGGGAUGAAGAGGAGGACAUGAGGGAAGCAUUCAACGUGUUUGAUCAAAAUGGAGAUGGGUUCAUUACAGUGGAUGAGUUGAGGUCAGUUUUGUCAUCUUUGGGGCUGAAGCAGGGGAGGACAUUGGAGGAUUGCAAGAUAAUGAUAAAGAAGGUGGAUGUUGAUGGAGAUGGGAGGGUUAAUUACAAGGAGUUUAAGCAGAUGAUGAAACGUGGUGGAUUUGCUGCUUUAGGUUCAACUUGAUUUCAUAAGAGCAGCCUAUUUGUUUGUGUACUCUUGUGAAAUCUCAUGUUAAAAGAAUCCAAAAUCCUUCGUUUCUUUGUGGGUUUUUAUCAUCA